AUGGAGACCGUGGGGCUAGCAGAAGAAGCCACCGUGGAGCCGGAUGAACCACCCAAUGCCCCUACGCCAAGUACGAGGGGUUUUGCCGGUUUGGCGUGUUCUGACAAUUGUGCCACUUUCGUUUCUAUAUCUGAUACAUAUUGCACCAGUUCCCAGCAGCGUGCGACACUGCGUUUCAUGACGUUUUUGGACUUUGUAAUGCCCGUCGAAUUUUUUAUGGACCCUUACGUUACAGUGCCUUUUCUUGCGGUGCUUCCGCCACAGCGUGAAAGUGCUGCGUGUGGAGCAAGUCAUAGUGUGGCAGGUUCUACCGCUAGGGAUGUAGUAAACUCUGCGGAGGCAGCGGGUUUUUCCUUUGGGGUGCCUCCAGAGCGGUUUAUCACAUGGCAUGAGAUGUGGAAGACCCUUGUGCUGUGCGGGGUCAAGCGACACCACUGCCAGGACGCGCUGCGAAAGCUGUGGGUGUACCUUCUCCUCCUGUGCUACGGCGGGGCAGCGGGGCGUAACCCGUGCGAGAGGUGGAGGACCUCGCAACUGCCCGGCACGAGCACCGGCUACAACGGCGACGUCGUAGGCGACUUCGCUGUGCUGGUUCGGUAUGAUGCGUUGGACGACUUCCUGCGCUCUAUCCGCUGUCGUGGCGUCAUUGACAGGAGCAAAACCGUCCACUUUGCCGAGUUUGCCGCAGCGGUCGCCUCUCCGCCAGGGACGCAGGCGCCUGCACCGCCCGCCAGGUACACGCUUGUGGUCACCAGGCACACCUUCGACCGCUGUAUAGCCGGGGUGCUGAGCCGUGAACUCCGCGGGCAACGCCUCACGGUGACGCCACUGCCGCGCUGGAGCGUGGCGCAGGCCAUUGUGCAGAAUCGCAGGCCACUUGUGGUGUUCUGUGGUGGAACCAGCGGUUGUGGCAAAAGCACGCUUUCUAGCCUUAUUACCACGCAUCUUUGCCUUCACACGCUGCUCUCCACGGACACAAUUCGUCAGUCGCUUCGACGUACGCUGCGACCUGAGAAGUACCCGGAGCUGUUGGUGUCCACCUACGAGGCUCACAGGGCCAAAGGCGGCGGUGGCACUCCCAUAGGGACGGGGGCGAGAAGCGAAGAAAAGGAGGUGGACCCGCAGCUUCUUAUUGCUGCGUACGAAAAGCAAUGUGAGGUGGUGCUUCAGGCUCUGGACGGCUUACUUGAAAAAUUCAUUGGCCGCAGUCAGGCGGUGGUAGUAGAGGGCGUCCACCUGCUGGCGACGUACAUGCAGCGCAAGUCGGUGGAGCUGCGGGCACGUGGUGUGUUGUGUGUGCCGUUCAUUGUCUGCAUCGCAAAGGAGCAGCAGCACGUGGAGCGGUUUUGCACCCGCGCUAAAUGCAUGGCGCUCUCCCCAGAUCGCAAUAAGUAUGUCUCGCAGUUUCGCCACAUCCGUCUCAUCCAGCAACAUCUGCUUGAACAGGCGUAUGCGCUCAACAUGCGCGUUAUAAACAACACCAACCUUGAUCGGUCGCUGAUGGAGGUUCACACGUACCUGCUGGAUAGUAUCGACCAUGGCAUGACCACCGCCGUGUGGGAUGGACACCGGUCGGUCGCUGUGGACAGAAGCGAUGCCACGAAGUCUGCCACCGCGUCUUCGGCAGACACACAUGCGAGGGCACCGCUAGAGGAGGCGGUUGUUGCGGAGAAGCCAAGAGGGAGCGGCAACGAUGAUCCUCAGCCUCACUACCACCACCCUUUUGCGGAUCCGAACAUCAACGGAAAACGCAUGCUUGCCCUGCUGCUCAGGUGGCGCAGUGAAAAGACGAAGCGACGGGCAACCGAUGCCGCCGCCGCCGCCGCCACCGGUGAUGGUGCUGGUGGUGGUGGGAUUCACCUUGCGACGUCAUUGCUUGCGUUCGCCAAAAGGGCCCGAUCCGCGGAGUCUCUCACCCCUUUUCGCCUGCAGGUGCUUUGCAGCUACUCAUGUUUGGGCGACGCGAGUGACGGAUUCCCCGCGCAGGGCCGAAGAAACGAGACGACAGGCUUUGACGUAUGUGGCUCGAAGAGGGCUGUGUUUGCAGGGGCAGAUGCGGGUGCCGAACGAUUUCGUUGCCAUGGCAGCUCACCCAUGUCGUUGCGGCCAGCAUUUUCACAGCCGCAUUGCGGCUUCUUUCGGAAACGUCCAGAGGAAAUCCACCAUGCGGUGCCACGCAGAGGUCACCCGUUACGGAGACUCCCUGCAGCCGCAUUCUCCACCCCCGCCCCGGUUGGCCGGGGCGGGAAGGUGUUUCGCUCUGCCAGCGCGGAUGCUGCUGCUGAGGCCGUUGAAGACAACCGAGCACAGCCGCAAAGCGGUAACCUGGGGAGAUCCCCUCCAGGUAUGUCAAUGCCAGGGUGCAAGUUGCGCGCCGCCACGAGGCAUAACAAAAAAAGUGGGGCGGAUACACGUGCAGUGAAGGAAAAGGAAGAAGAGCAAGAGGAUGGGGGCUGGUGUGAGCUUCCAUCUUUGAUGGGAAGCUGA
Molecule: messenger RNA, 2487 nt
Organism: Trypanosoma rangeli
Lineage: Eukaryota; Euglenozoa; Kinetoplastea; Trypanosomatida; Trypanosomatidae
Exons: 1
Coding region: 1-2487 (828 amino acids)
Source: RefSeq, a predicted model, not a curated record